This is a messenger RNA of Bipolaris victoriae FI3, 744 nucleotides long. RefSeq lists its product as hypothetical. The coding region runs from base 1 to 744 and encodes 247 amino acids. The transcript has 4 exons. Lineage: Eukaryota; Fungi; Ascomycota; Dothideomycetes; Pleosporales; Pleosporaceae. The record is from RefSeq and is a predicted model, not a curated record.
AUGGCAAUGCUCAAAGACAAGGUUGUCCUAAUUACUGGAUGCUCCAGCGAAAUUGGCCUCUCCACCGUACAUGCAUAUUCGAGUGCGGGUGCUAAGGUCUUUGGUUGCGAUAUUCAACAGCCUCCAGCCGAGAUUUCAACAUUUCCCAACUUUUUGUUUCACAGCUGCGACGUUUCAAAGCAAGCCGACAUCGAUGCUACGGUAGAAGCGUGUCUGAGGUUUUUUGAUGGCCGCAUCGACGUCCUGCUCAACGUUGCUGGAGUGUCGGAUCAACUCGGUUCGGUUGAUACCCUAGAUGAUUCUCAGUACAAUCGAGUAGUCGACAUUGACUUAACAGGGCCGAUCAAGCUUAUGAGAGCCAUGAUACCAUAUAUGCGAAAGCAGAAGAGUGGUUCCAUCGUGAACGUUUCGAGUAAGACUGGGCUGGGUGGUGCAUCAGGUGGUGUGGCAUACACCGCCGCCAAACAUGGUCUCAACGUAGCCUGGCGCUACCACAGAAAAGGGGUCCGUUGUAUCGCUAUUUGUCCUGGAGGUAUGAGGAAAAUUCAUCAACCCUUCUCCCAGGCACAUGCUUACGAACAAACAGAAACGACGGGAAGCCUUGAUCAAAAGAACGGGCCUAUCGCCAAUGGCCCCAUCGGUCUAGAAGAGAUAGCAAAUGUUCUCGUCUUCUUGGGUUCUGAUCUCAGUUCUGCAAUCAACGGUGUAGCGCUUCCAGUUGAUAAAGCAUGGUCUUAUGUUUAA